This is a messenger RNA of Schistocerca nitens (vagrant locust), 1088 nucleotides long. Its product is annotated as G patch domain-containing protein 4. The record is from RefSeq and is a predicted model, not a curated record. Gene Ontology annotation, biological process: regulation of ribosome biogenesis. NCBI's taxonomy places the organism in Eukaryota, Metazoa, Arthropoda, Insecta, Orthoptera, Acrididae. Bases 279 to 983 code for a protein of 234 amino acids. Gene Ontology annotation, cellular component: nucleolus. The transcript has 5 exons. Gene Ontology annotation, molecular function: nucleic acid binding.
UUGUAACCUUUGAAAUUCUAGUGGGAAGCGCAUGGGUUUUGAAUGUGUGUUGUGUUCAGUGUUGUGUGCUUGCCUGUUUGGGAAACAGCUGUAUGUGGAUUGGAAGUUGGUCUACGUUACCUGUGUACAUCAGUGAAAAGAGGAUGUUCUUGAUACCCAUAUCCUAUUAAAUUAAUGCAGUUACAUAGUGUUUUGUACAUUUUAAUUUCAAAUUUGGAGUGUUCUGUCGGCAUGUAAAAAUCAACACACAGAAGACCAGAAUAUUUUCGUUAUUAACAAUGGAGUUCGCCAAACGUGAAAUGGAGAAAUAUGGAUGGAAGGAAGGGAAAGGGCUUGGUCGAAAUGAAACAGGUAUGACAAAGGCCAUAACUCCAAAACUGAAGUUUGACACUGCAGGUAUUGGCCAUGAUUAUUCAGAAGAAUUCACCUACAACUGGUGGGAAGUUGCUUAUGAUAGUGCCUUGAAAAAUGUAGCUGUUAAGUCAAAUGAGAGUGGAGUUUCUGUAAAAGUUUGUGAUAAGGACCUUGAACUCACAAACAAGAAAAUCACUAACAGGAAGAAAAAGAAGUCAGAACUUGUACAUGGAAGAUUUUAUAAGACAUCAACAUUACUUGCAGAUGGCUCUGUAAAUGAGACCCCAAGCAUAACUGAGGAAACUGAUGUCAUCCAGAUGCCUAACACCUCUUUGACAGAUGAAGAGCUAUUCAGGAUAUGUGGAGGCCGCACUGCACACAAAGGUGCUCGACAUGGCUUGGGACUCAGUGGCAAACUUGCUCGAAUUGAAGAUCAAGACAAGAAAUUGCUUAAACAAUUAUCAGGAAGUCAGAACUUGAAGAAGAUAAAAUUAACAUCUGAUUGUGAAACCUCUAAAAGUAGUGAAAAUCAAUGUACAGAAAAUGACUGUGGCACAUUAGAAGAAAAAAAGGAAAAGAAGAAAAAAAGGAAGAAAGAAAGAAAGGAAAAGUGUGUUGAAGAUGCAUAACAGUGCAGGCCUCUCAAAUGGCUGAAAGCCAAACUUCCUUCAGUAUUUUAUUUCAUAUUGUUACCAUUAACAGAAAUAAAAUUAAAAUUACUUACAAAAAUCAGA